Molecule: messenger RNA, 4249 nt
Organism: Miniopterus natalensis
Lineage: Eukaryota; Metazoa; Chordata; Mammalia; Chiroptera; Miniopteridae
Gene: LIMD1
Product: LIM domain containing 1
Biological process (GO): negative regulation of hippo signaling; response to hypoxia; regulation of DNA-templated transcription
Cellular component (GO): nucleus; transcription regulator complex; adherens junction
Molecular function (GO): transcription corepressor activity
Source: RefSeq, a predicted model, not a curated record
CUUUUUCCUUUUAUGAUUCGAAAAAGAAAACGCACGGUAAGCUGGGACAGGGAAGCGCCCCAUCCGCCCCACGUGGACACUUCCGAGGGCAAGGGGAGCUGGAAGGCACCUUGGGCCGCUUGGUCUUGAGGCCUCAGCUUGGGCCGAGCUCGAAGGCCGGGGGUCAUGACUCUCACUCUGGGCAGGUGGAAGGUUUUACUUGUUUGGGGCUGGACUUGAACCCCCUGUUCUUGGCCAGCAUCGCCCCCACUGCCCUCUCCAAACACACCCAGACGCUGCGGACCGGGCACCUGGCCUAGGCCUCCCCGCACGUCUGCAGCAUGGAUAAGUACGACGACCUGGGCCUGGAGGCCAGUAAAUUCAUCGAGGACCUGAACAUGUAUGAGGCUUCCAAGGAUGGACUCUUCCGAGUGGACAAGGGUGCAGGUAACAACCCGGAGUUUGAGGAAACACGCCGGGUGUUUGCCACCAAGAUGGCCAAAAUCCACCUUCAGCAGCAGCAGCAGCAGCUCCUGCAAGAGGAGACCCUGCCCAGGGCUAGCCGGGGUCCUGUCAACGGUGGGGGCCGCACAGGCCCACAGGCCCCCCGGGAAGCUGGUGCGGGCAGCAAGCUGGCCCUGGACGGUGCUGCCAAGCCCCCUCUGGCUGCCUCCACAGUAGCUCCUGGGACAGCCGCCCCCACCGCCGCUGCUGGGCAGCCCUUGUACCCGCCCCAGGAGCAGAAGGCCAGGCCGUAUGUCCGUGGCACAAGGCCUGGUAGUCAAGACUGUGGUUCCAAGGAGAGCCCAGUGAGUUCUGAGAUGUCUGCUUUCCACGGGCUGAGCCCCUGCGAGGAUCCUUCUUGCCUCACCCAUGGAGACUAUUAUGACAAUCUCUCCUUGGCAAGCCCAAAGUGGCGUGAAGAACCAGGAGUGUCUUCCAGCAUCAGGCUGGGUGGAGGGAGUGGGUGGCCUGGCGCCCCAGGCAGUGACCCAUCACCACCCAAACCCUCCAGGGACCCUCACCUGUACCAGCCGAAGCUGCCCCUGAGCUCCAGCAGGUCAUUUGAGAGCUGCCAGGAUGGUGGUGCUGAUGGCCUCAGGAGCGAGAAGCCAGCCGGUCUUUGGACCACUGCCUCCUCCCAGUGGGUAAGCCCUGGCCUUUCCUCCCCAGGCCGGGAGAACGGGGCUCUCCUGGCGCGCACUCAGCCCAGGACCCCUUUCUCAGCACCGCUGGCCCCGAGCUGCCCCAGUCAAGGAGCUCUUCCAAGAACAAACUUGGGGGUGGGGACUGAGGUUUCAGGCACCAUGCCCAAACCAAAUGUGCACCCUCAGUCCUGGUUCCAGGAUGGGCCCAAAUCUUACCUUUCUAGUUCUGGGCCGUCAUCUUUGCCAGCCAGCACGGACAGUUUGCAGCUGGGUGCAGCCCCUGGGCUGGGUCCCAAGCCUGGCUGCACAGACCCUGGCAUUGGUCCCAGGCUCAGCCCCACCAGCCGUGUCCAUCCAGUGAUGUCCACCCCGCUUGAGUUAUCUUGUAAAGAAGGUCCCCCUGGCUGGUCUGAGGGCAGCCUGGGGUCUGUGCUCCCGGAGAGCCCCAGCGCCCACAGAGUGAGGCUGCCCUGCCAGACCCUCACCCCCGGCCCUGAGCUUGGGCCCUCGACUGCCGAACUGAAGUUAGAAGCCCUCACCCAGCGCCUGGAGCGGGAGAUGGAUGCUCAUCCGAAGGCCGAUUACUUUGGCUCCUGUGUGAAAUGCAGCAAAGGGGUGUUCGGGGCCGGCCAGGCCUGCCAGGCCAUGGGGAACCUCUACCACGACGCCUGCUUCACCUGUGCAGCCUGCAGCCGGAAGCUGAGAGGAAAAGCCUUUUAUUUUGUCAACGGCAAAGUGUUUUGCGAGGAAGACUUCCUGUACUCUGGUUUCCAGCAGUCUGCCGACAGAUGUUUUCUCUGUGGCCAUCUGAUCAUGGACAUGAUCCUGCAGGCCCUGGGGAAGUCCUACCACCCGGGCUGUUUCCGCUGUGUCAUCUGUAACGAGUGCUUGGAUGGGGUGCCCUUCACCGUGGACUCGGAGAACAAGAUCUACUGUGUCCGAGAUUACCACAAGGUGCUGGCCCCCAAGUGUGCGGCCUGUGGGCUUCCCAUCCUCCCACCUGAGGGCUCAGAUGAAACCAUCCGUGUCGUGUCCAUGGACAGAGACUACCACGUGGAGUGUUACCACUGCGAGGACUGCGGUCUGGAGCUCAAUGACGAGGACGGCCGCCGCUGCUACCCCCUGGAGGACCACCUGUUUUGCCAGCCCUGCCACGUCAAGAGGCUGGAGAAAGGCCCCUCGCCCGCAGCCCUCCCCCAGCACCACUUCUAGCCAGAGCCUCUUACAGACCUUGGGGCAGGGAAGAGAGGCCAGGGCUGCACAGUGACAAAUUGCCUGUUGAUUCCAGUGGCCCCUGGGUGGAGUUGGGGUGGGGGAAAGGAGGGCAUGGCCGGUGAGUGCCUGUGCCUGCGUGCAGCGUCCUUUCCUUUCACCGGUGAGGUCAGCCCUACCUGUCUGGUGUGUGUGUUUUCCAAGGGCCUUUCUCUGCUGACAGGCGCUCAUCAGAUUCCUCAGGAAGAUUCUGCAGCAGGCUUGUGCCUGUGACAGGAGAUUGCAUCAGUGCCACUGAACCCUCUGUCCCCUCUGAGGGGAAGGUUUGCACUGAGUGUGUUUCAUAAUGUCUUCGGGAGGGAGAUUUCAGCUGCCGAUCCAUUCAACCCUUUCCCUCCCUCCAGGAAAAUGCAUGCACCUGACCUCCUCCUACACACAAACACACACGAACACACACAUACACAUGCACACCACCACCACACACAUACACAUACAGGGUGUGUUUUAAGGCCCCCCCCCCCAAUUUUCAGCUCUCCUGUAGAAAGGGCUGCAAAUUUUAAUUGUGUUCUGAUGAGAGGGAAGCCCUAACACGUGCUCUGUAUCGUAGGGAGCAUUUUCUUUGUAAACCAGAGCCAAGUGCUGAAAAUAAGUGAGGCAGGGCGUCCUCCUGUGCCCUGUGCCCUGUUCCCUGACAGCAUUGUGUGUCCCCCAGAUCUUCACUCCCUUGUGGGCAGCCGGGGGCUGGCAGAGGUUUGCCCCGUUCUGGCAAAGUGCUCUGGGGCAAAGAACUUGGUGCGGGCGCCAGGCCGCUUUGCCCACCUGUCUGCCCGGUUCCCCUCCCGCGCCCUCCAGGGUCUGUGACCGUGGGGUCCCCCCCUUCCGCAGAGGCGUGUCUCAGGAUCCCAUGUGCCUGUUCAGCCCAUGUGACAUGGGCUCCGGGUAGUCCGCGCGCGCCCUGAGAGCAGCCCCUCGUGAACGAGGAGUGUGUGUGAGCCUGAGCCAGCGUGGAGGGCGCCUGGGCAUAAGUUAUUACAGUCAUGUCGCGGGUUUCUCGCUUGCCCUGCUCUUGGCACAGGCAUCACGUUGGAAGAAACCGGUAUAAGGUACAGCGCUUCUGUCUGCUCUUUUUUUCUUCCUUUUUUAAGUUUCCUUCCACUUUCAGUCUUCCACACACAAGAAUACCUCACAGAUAAGGGCGCCCCCAGACCGCGGGCGGGGAGGAGCUGGGCCCUCGCGGUGGGCUCAGGCACCUUUUCUGGGGUUGGGAACAUCUGGCUUCACGCCGGCCAGACCCCAGGGUCGGCGCGGUGACCCAAACCGGAGGUCCGCAGGGACCGGAGCAGAUGGAAAUCGGGUGCUACUGCCUCACUCAGUCAUCACGCUGGCUCCCUUGGGUGGCAAGGGGGCUCAAAGGGCCACACACUGGCAAGAUUUCAAGGCAACCCCUGCACCCAAGAGGCAAAGUGCCCUGCAUGUCACAGUGCUGAGGCUGGAGGUCAGGACCCCUUCGUAUUUCAUAAGAAAAUAUAUACAUGUAUAUUUAUAAAAGGUUGGCUGGAAUUUGCCCCCUCAGCCUGCAGUGGGGGCCCCAUGGCCUUGUCGCAGGAGUGCUGGGGCCAUCUUACCACUGCCGGCCGGCUGGGGCAUGGCAGCUGGCAUCUGCUCUUCGCCUCCUCACUUGGCACUGUGAGCCAGGGGACUGGGUGAUUGGGGCUGCAGAGGGUGGUCAGCUGAGCCCUCCAGGGACUCCCAGACUUCCCGCUGGGCCCCGCUUCCCUUCUAGGCCACGUUUUAACUCAUUCGGUAGCAGUUGCCUUUAAGAAGCACAUAAUUGGCACCAUGGAUGGUUUCACUUUUUAAAAAAUAUAUUUUCAUUGUCCCGGCUGGGCGUGGCCCAGUGGUUGAGCGUC